CUGGAUUUCACUCUGUUGUCCACACUGACCCACCAUAACAUCCAGAGGAUGACGGAGGCUCUGGAGGAGGAUUUCGGCCUAUUUGGACACAGACUCCAGGUUAGAUUUAUUUUAUUUUAUAUAAUCAGUAAUUCAUAACUGAAUUAGCUAGCAAGACAGGUAAGGUGGCAUAGUAACUAGCUAGCAGCUAGCUAACUUAACGCUAACUAUGUAACGUUACUGUAGCUAGCGCAAAUGCAUUUAUUUGGCUUUUCAUAACAAGCUCAUCUGAUGAUACAAUUAUUUUAAUAAUGUCUUUCAUAACGUCGUUAUGACUUUGAGCUGAUAUAUGGUUUGCUUGCUAGAUAGACAGCUAAUAAGAUCGACAUGUUAUAACAUUACCAGUAUCUUUGCUCUAGCUAGCUACUGUGUGUGAUUGCAUAGCCUACUUUUGCUGACUAUGAUUUAACUAACGUUAGCUAGCUAACUUCGCUGUAUUUUUGCCUCCACUCCAGUCUGGCGAGACCAAGUCGUGGCUGCUUUCACCAGUAUAUUUGGAGCUGCGUUUUCUGUAAUCACUCAGUAACUCACCCAAUUAUCCAGAUAUGUUUGACACAGCCUACAGCUAGUAGAUAAACACCGCUCUGCAUAUUUGUAUAAGAAAAGGUCCCACCAGUUCAAUGGAAUGUGUGUUCAAUGUUACCCAGCUUUGAGGUCUUCACUGAUGGAAUUCCUUAGUGUAACUUUGAAUACGCUCUGCCUGUUUCUGCCCCCGCCCACAUUACGUUACUGUACUAGCUAGCUAUCUGAAAUGUUUCAUUCUUUUUCAGUUGGCAGAUAUGGUGAGGCAGAGCAGGGUGGCAGAGCUGCAAGCCUUCCAGCACUCUCUCCAGGUAACUCAAUAUUGCUGUCAGAAAUAGCUAACUAGCUAUCUUACUAACUUGUCAUAGCGUGUGGUUUUGUCACACUUGUGACUUCCCUUAACCUUUCCUGUUGCCUCAUAGAUGAUAACAGAGUAGGUUCUAGUAGUAACAGACUGCCAGUAAUUAUGCUUAUCUUGACCUUAAAGCGAUAUGUUACAUCAUUUUCAAUGAGUAAUACAAAUAGGCCUAUGCUAUCACUGGACGUGAAAGUGUGUUUGGGAAUAUCCAGGGUCAGAUAAGGUCUUUGUAAGCUUUUCCCGUUUGUGCUUGCAUAUCAGUCGACCCUAUUGGCAGGCUGCCACAUGGGAAGAUAACCUUGUUUUAAACCAGAAGCUUGGUUGUAAUUAUACUGUAUUGCUCUUUUAUCUAGAACAUGCCAUAUCAGUAGAUUUUAGUGUUUGUUUUGGGGCGGUUAGUUUAGGACUGCACUGGUACUUUAAGAACAAAAGUGACACUUCUCAUUCUUUCUGUCCCCCUCCACCACCUGAUCUCUCUGGCUCUGCUCGCACUUUCUCUCUCUAUCUCUCUCUUCCUCUCUCUCUCUCUCUCUUCCUCUCUCUCUCUCUCUCUCUCUCUCUCUCUCUCUCUCCUCUCUCUCUCUCUCUCUCUCUCUCUCUCUCUCUCUCUCUCCUCUCUCUCUCUCUCUCUCUCAGUUACAGAGUAACUCUUUGGCCUCUGGCCCAGUAGGGGACAGCUGUGGUGGACAGCAGAAUGUGGUGACCACCACUGCCACAGAGGAGAGACAGCGCCUCUCACAGGGCCCUCCAGGUACUGCACCUCAGGCCUCUGACCAGGGCCCGUAUCGACAAAGCAUCUCAGAGUAGGAGUGCUGUUCUAGAAUCAGUUUUGCCUUUUAGAUCAUAACAAAUAAGAUUAUAUGGACAGAUCCUAGAUCAGGACUCCUAGUCUGAGAUGCUUUGUGGAUACUGACCCAGCUCCACAACCAGCUUCUCACCAGCCAUGGGCGGCGCACAAUUGGUCCAGCGUCGUCCAAGGUAGGGGAGGGUUUGGCCGGCAGGGAUGUGGGUUCGUUUCCCUCGGGGGGCCAGUAUAAAAAAACAACAACAAAAAAACAAAACAUGUAUGCAUUCACUAAAUGUAAGUCACUCUGGAUAAGAGCGUCUGCUAAAUGACUAAAAUGUAAAAUGUAAAUGUAAAUGUCUGCUUUGCUAUCACAUUGGCACAUAGUAGUCCCACAUGUUAGUCAGUGUACACAUUGCACACACUACGCUUUAAGCAAUAAUUGCUUUUCUAUCACAUUGGCACAUAGUUAGUCAGUACAUCGCCCACACUUAACCCAUUUAACGAUCUAUCAAUGUGUCACAGUUUUUAAGCAAUCAUUCACAAUUUAAGAAAACUUGUAUUUUCGUUGAUUGGCACAUAGUCAAUAGAUGUUAGUCAGUAUGCACAUUGCAAACACUUUGCGAUUCAAGCAAUAUUUUACAACGUAACUGUGGCUGACCUGAAUUAACAGUCGACUUGUUUAUACAGAGGUGGAAGCCAGCCAGCCAGUAAACAUUCCAGACUCCGCCAAACCAAAGAAGAAGAAAAGGAGGUCAAGAGCAAAAGACAGCUUCACUGGAAACUUCAAAGGUAAUCAUGUUACACAUACAGUGAGGGGAAAAAAGUAUUUGAUCCCCUGCUGAUUUUGUACGUUUGCCCACUGACAAAGAAAUGAUCAGUCUAUAAUUUUAAUGGUAGGUUUAUUUGAACAGUGAGAGACAGAAUAACAACAAAAAAAUCCAGAAAAACGCAUGUUAAAAAUGUUAUAAAUUGAUUUGCAUUUUAAUGAGGGAAAUAAGUAUUUGACCCCCUCUCAAUCAGAAAGAUUUCUGGCUCCCAGGUGUCUUUUAUACAGGUAACGAGCUGAGAUUAGGAGCACACUCUUAAAGGGAGUGCUCCUAAUCUCAGUUUGUUACCUGUAUAAAAGACACCUGUCCACAGAAGCAAUCAAUCAAUCAGAUUCCAAACUCUCCACCAUGGCCAAGACCAAAGAGCUCUCCAAGGAUGUCAGGGACAAGAUUGUAGACCUACACAAGGCUGGAAUGGGCUACAAGACCAUCGCCAAGCAGCUUCGUGAGAAGGUGACAACAGUUGGUGCGAUUAUUCGCAAAUGGAAGAAACACAAAAUAACUGUAAAUCUUCCUCUGUCUGGGGCUCCAUGCAAGAUCUCAUCUCGUGGAGUUGCAAUGAUCAUGAGAAUGGUGAGGAAUCAGCCCAGAACUACACGGGAGGAUCUUGUCAAUGAUCUCAAGGCAGCUGGGACCAUAGUCACCAAGAAAACAAUUGGUAACACACUACGCCGUGAAGGACUGAAAUCCUGCAGCGCCCGCAAGGUCCCCCUGCUCAAGAAGCACAUAUACAGGGCCAUCUGAAGUUUGCCAAUGAACAUUUGAAUGAUUCAGAGGAGAACUGGGUGAAAGUGUUGUGGUCAGAUGAGACCAAAAUCGAGCUCUUUGGCAUCAACUCAACUCGCCAUGUUUGGAGGAGGACGAAUGCUGCCUAUGACCCCAAGAACACCAUCCCCACCGUCAAACAUGGAGGUGGAAACAUUAUGCUUUGGGGGUGUUUUUCUGCUAAGGGGACAGGACAACUUCACCGCAUCAAAGGGACGAUGGACGGGGCCAUGUACCGUCAAAUCUUGUGUGAGAACCUCCUUCCCUCAGCCAGGGCAUUGAAAAUGGGUCGUGGAUGGGUAUUCCAGCAUGACAAUGACCCAAAACACACGGCCAAGGCAACAAAGGAGUGGCUCAAGAAGAAGCACAUUAAGGUCCUGGAGUGGCCUAGCCAGUCUCCAGACCUUAAUCCCAUAGAAAAUCUGUGGAGGGAGCUGAAGGUUCGAGUUGCCAAACGCCAGCCUCGAAACCUUAAUGACUUGGAGAAGAUCUGCAAAGAGGAGUGGAACAUAAUCCCUCCUGAGAUGUGUGCAAACCUGGUGGCCAACUACAAGAAACGUCUGACCUCUGUGAUUGCCAACAAGGGUUUUGCCACCAAGUACUAAGUACUACUCAUGUUUUGCAGAGGGGUCAAAAACGUAUUUCCCUCAUUAAAAUGCAAAAUCAAUUUAUAACAUUUUUGACAUGCGUUUUUCUGGAUUUUUUUGUUGUUAUUCUGUCUCUCACUGUUCAAAUAAACCUACAAUUAAAAUUAUAGACUGAUCAUGUCUUUGUUAGUGGGCAAACGUACAAAAUCAGCAGGGGAUCAAAUACUUUUUUCCCUCACUGUAAAUCAAACAAGCAUGUCAAAUAUCCAAUCACUCAUGUCAUUCAAAAUCUAGGGUUUUAAUAAAUGCACCCACACCAUAGAUACCAGAGACAGGCUUUUGUACGCUUCUCUUUUCUCCAGACCUGUACAAACUGACGGAUGAAAUGCUGGGUCAGGGUGCAUAUGCAAAGGUCCAAGGAUGCAUCAGUCUUCAGAAUGGGAAUGAAUAUGCUGUGAAGGUGAGACAGAAGCUGCGUAUGAAAUGGUACCUUAUUCCCUAUUUAGUCCACUACUUUUGACCAGGGCGCAUAGAGAACAUAUGGGACUUGUGAUAAAUGGCAUACAUCAUACGCAAAGCUUUUGUCACUCCAGGGUAGUUAAAGUAUGAUUUGUCACUAACUGAUGCUGUUUUGACCCCAAACAGUGUUUUUUUAAAAACCAGUUUGGGGUCCAAACGUUGUCCUAUUAUACACUUAAGACAUUAUACCAGUGUGCAGAUUAACUUUUUGUUCUACAUUAUCCUCUCUGAUCCAGCAUCUGGGACUCGUUUUUUUAUGGAUGUGCACGCAUACCACCCAUUAAGCCAAAUAUUUUAAAUAACUAAUCCAAGAUAGACCACAGCCUGUCAUUUCAAAUGGGAGCAAAUGAAUCAUAGUGGGCAGAACAAGCAUGUAUUUGCAUAUUUCCUUUAGGGAACACCUGUUAAGUGCGCUUGUGAAAUAGCUCAAUUCGCCCUUGGACUCCUUCUAAACAACGCAACUUUUAGGAACUUUGGCAAAGGGUAAAGUCAAAUUUAUACAUCUGGCUCAUUGUUCUGUGACUAAACUUUCUUCACUCACUGAUACCCGUGUCCAUUUUGUUUUGUCUCAGAUCAUUGAGAAGAAUGCGGGGCACAGUCGCAGCCGCGUCUUCCGUGAGGUGGAGACCCUUUACCAGUGCCAGGGGAAUAGGUGUGUGUGCUCUUUCACUCUACAAAGUUAAAGUUCUGAAGGUUAAAUGAUAAUAAAACAUUAAAAAAUCAUGUCACCCACUAAUGUGUCCCUAUUGACAUUUUCAGGAACAUUCUGGAACUAAUACAGUUUUUUGAAGAUGACUCCUGCUUCUACUUGGUGUUUGAGAAGUUGCGCGGAGGUAUGUCUUCUUGUGAGGGUGAAGCUGGGUCAUGUUCAUUAUGCACAAGCUGGGUCAUGUUCAUUAUGCACAAAAUGGCUGGGUCAUGUUCUGUACAUGAACUUGUCCAAUAAAAACAAUGUUGUUUUCUGUUGCAAAACAUGUUGCUUCUUUGUGGCCUAAUGAACACGACCCUGGUUACAUUAAACUAUUAGGUGUUUCUCUGAAAUCUCUCCUCUAUCUCCUCCUGAAUGCUCUCCUCUCUCUCCUCCUGAAAGCGCUCCCCUCUCUCUCGCUCCUCCUGAAAGCGCUCCCCUCUCUCUCUCUCCUCCUGAAAGCGCUCCCUCUCUCUCUCCUCCUGAAAGCGCUCCUCUCUCUCUCCUCCUGAAAGCGCUCCCCUCUCUCUCUCCUCCUGAAAGCGCUCCCCUCCUCUCCUCCUGAAAGCCGCUCCUCUCUCCUCCUGAAAGCGCCUUCCCUCCCUCCUCUCUCCUCUCCUCCUGAAAGCGCUCCCCUCUCUCCUCUCCUCCUGAAAGGCUCCCCUCUCUCCUCUCCUCCUGAAAGCCUCCCUCUCUCUCUCCUCCUCCUGAAAGCUCCCCUCUACUCCCCCUCUCUUCUCCUCCUGAAAGCUCCCCCCUCUCUCUCCUCCUGAAAGCCCCCCUCUCUCUCUCCUCCUGAAAGCUCCCCCUCUCUCUCUCUCCUCCUGAAGCUCCCCCUCUCUCUCUCUCCUCCUGAAAGCUCCCCCCUCUCUCUCUCUCCUCCUGAAAGCUCCCCCCUCUCUCUCUCCUCCUCCUGAAAGCUCCCCCUCUCUCUCUCUCCUCCUGAAAGCUCCCCCCCUCUCUCUCUCCUCCUGAAAGCUCCCCCUCUCUCUCUCUCCUCCUGAAAGCUCCCCCCUCUCUCUCUCCUCCUGAAAGCUCCCCCCUCUCUCUCUCUCCUCCUGAAAGCUCCCCCCUCUCUCGCUCCUCCUGAAGCCUCCCCCCCUCGCCCUACUCCCUCUUCCUCCUGAAGCUCCCCCCUCCUCUCUCCUCUCCUCCUGAAAGCUCCCCCUCUCUCUCUCUCCUCCGAAAGCUCCCCCUCUCUCUCAUCUCCUCCCUGAAGCUCCCCCCCUCUCUCUCUCUCCUCCUGAAGCUUCCCCCCCCCUCUCCUCUCUCUCCCCUGAAAGCUCCCCUCUCUCUCUCUCCUCCUGAAAGCCUCCCCCCUCUCUCUCUCUUCCUCCUCCUGAAAGCUCCCCCUCUCUCUCUCUCCUCUCCUGAAGCUCCCACCGCUCUCCUCCUCUCCUCCUGCAACUCCCCUCUCUCCUCCUCCUCCUGAAAGAUAGCUCUCCUCUCUUCCCAUACAGGCUCCCAUUCUGACUCAAUCAGAACCGAAAAGGCACGUUGGAUUGAGCUGGAGGCCCAGCCCGUGGGGUCAGGGGACAUCUCCAAAGCUCUCCACUUCCUCCACAACAAAGGUAGGACCCCUGCACAUGGGGCUGUCCCUGCCAGUGCCUGUAUAAAAUUACAGUGUGAGUGUUUCUUCAUGAACAUUCUCUGUUCUACAGGUAUUGCCCACCGGGACCUAAAGCCAGAGAACAUCCUGUGUGAAUCCACUGACCAGGUAACCUUUGUUUCCCCCAAUGUGCUAUGGAACAACAACAUAUGAUUUCAGUAGAAAAGAAUGUUAUAUUUGCCAAACAGUUAUUGUGGAUAUAGCUAGUGAAUGCCUGCUAUUUUUCUCUCCCUCUGCAGGUGUCUCCAGUGAAGAUCUGUGACUUUGACUUGGGCAGUGGAGUGAAGCUUAGCAGUGCCUGUGUUCCUAUCACCACUCCAGAGCUCACCACACCAGUAAAUACCACAACCUGAACCUACCACUAACCCUGAUAUUUGUGUCUGUCUGACUGUCUGUUCAUCUGGCAAUGUCUUCAUUGUCUUCGAGUGCACAUUUUUCACUUUUACUGUAAAGACUGUUUUGCGAUUUUAACUGCACUUUAAAUCAAGUUUGAUUUGACAUAUGUCCUCACGGUGUUUCAUUUCCCUGCCUCAGUGUGGCUCGGCAGAGUACAUGGCUCCAGAGGUGGUGGAGGUGUUCACGGAUGAGGCCUCGUUCUACGACAAGCGCUGUGACCUCUGGAGCCUGGGGGUCAUCCUCUAUAUUCUGCUCAGUGGCAGCCCCCCCUUCACUGGUCAUUGUGGGACUGACUGUGGCUGGGACCGUGGAGAGACCUGCCGCACCUGCCAGGUACACACACCAGCAGUCUUCCUCAUAACCCCCAGUUCACCUUACACAUCUACAGCACUAUCUUUUUUAAAUCGUCUCGAAAGAACACAAACUCUGGACCUUCGAGACAUAUAUAUUAUUUUGUAUCUGCCAUGCAUUUUAUUAGUGUUAUAACCAUUACAAUUCAUAAGCACUUAUAGUAAUUUAUAAACUAUGUCUAAUUUAUAAACAUGUUUAAUGACUGAUUCAUGUAAUUAUAAGUGUAACCAAAAUAUUGCACUACUGAUGAUUUUCCAUUUAAUAUGUUGUGUCCCACCCCUGCAGAAGAAUCUGUUUGAGAACAUCCAGGAGGGCCAGUAUGAGUUCCCAGAGAGGGACUGGGCCCACAUCUCUGCCCAGGCCAAGGACCUCAUCUCCAGGCUGCUGGUGCGGGAUGCCACCCUCCGCCUCAGUGCUGCCCAGGUCCUGCAGCACCCCUGGGUUCAGGGGGUGAGUGUCAAUUUCAAAAUAUGGCCAGAAUCAACUACUUGUAUUGGAAGUUUCUGAAAGUAUUUUCAAAUAAUUUCCUAUAAAUAGCCUAAUAUACUUAUUUCCAAAUACAUUAUUUCAAAUACCGAACAGACCUGGUUCAAAUGCAUGGGAAUUGAAUUAUUUGUAUAACUACUGUGUAUUUGAGUUUUUAUUUUUAAAUACAUGCCAUUACUUAACAAGUGUAUUUCCAAAUACAUUCCAAUAUUCAACUACUUGUGUUUCAAAUAAAAAAUAUCCAAAUACUUACUUAAGUUCCGAAUGUAAUUGAAAUACCCUGAACAGUAUUUGAACCCAGGUCUGUACUUUCUAUAUUGUUCCAGGGGGUCUUAAUACUCUGAAGUGACUUCCUUGUCUUGUUUAUUCUACACUGAUCUAAGGCUGAAUGUGUGAAAGCGACAUCCAACAAACCAGUGGGCUUGUUUUCACCAGUACAUUUCCUCCAAACUGUAUAUCUGUGAUGAAGGAAAGGGUAAAAUUUAAAUAAAUGGAUACUGUUUGUUUCCUGGUAUAUCUUAUUUAAACGUGUUAUUUAUUUUAACCUAGAAUGCACCAGAGAGAGGUCUCCCAACCCCACACUUCCUCCAAAGGUAAUCAACUCCGUGCUCAAUUCACAGAAUGUGCAGUCCAUUACAGCUUAUUUAUUCUGUUAUAUGACAGGCAGAUGGGUAAUAAAGUCAGUCGUUAAAGUGACAUUACACUUCAAAAUCAAAGUUUGACACAUGUUUUCAGACCUCCAAAGUAGCAUAAUGGACUCAACUUGACAUGUUGUGGUCUGAAAACAUCGGACAAAAUUAGAUUUAGGAGUGUGCCUGACGAAUUGAGUGUAUGGCUUCUAGGGCGACUAAUUGAGUGUAUGGCUUCUAGGGCGACUAAUUGAGUGUAUGGCUUCUAGGGCGACGAAUUGAGUGUAUGGCUUCUAGAGCGACGAAUUGAGUGUAUGGCUUCUAGAGCGACUAAUUGAGUGUAUGGCUUCUAGAGCGACUAAUUGAGUGUAUGGCUUCUAGGGCGUCUAAUUGAGUGUAUGGCUUUUAGGGCGACUAAUUGAGUGUAUGGCUUCUAGGGCGACUAAUUGAGUGUAUGGCUUGGCUUCUAGGGCGACUAAUUGAGUGUAUGGCUUGGCUUCUAGGGCGACUAAUUGAGUAUAUGGCUUUUAGGGCGACUAAUUGAGUGUAUGGCUUCUAGGGCGACUAAUUGAGUGUAUGGCUUGGCUUCUAGGGCGACUAAUUGAGUGUAUGGCUUCUAGGGCGACUAAUUGAGUGUAUGGCUUCUAGGGUGACUAAUUGAGUGUAUGGCUUUUAGGGCGACUAAUUGAGUGUAUGGCUUCUAGGGCGACUAAUUGAGUGUAUGGCUUGGCUUCUAGGGCGACUAAUUGAGUGUAUGGCUUCUAGGGCGACUAAUUGAGUGUAUGGCUUCUAGGGCGACUAAUUGAGUGUAUGGCUUCUAGGGCUAAAUGUGUGAUCUAUAAUUUGAUCAAUCUCUGACUGCUCGUUAUCUACAGGAACAGCAGCACCAAAGACCUGACCCAGUUCGCCGCCGACGCCAUCGCCUUCAACCGCCAGCUGUCACAGCACGACGAGGAGCAGGAAGAAGUGGUCACCACCAUCGUGACCUCCAUGAGGCUCUCGCCCCCCUCCAACUCCCGGCUGGCUCGCAGGCGGGCGCAAUCCAACGCUCAGCGCACCGCCCGGGACUUCCUGCCUGCUGACGACGACACCCUCAUCACCUGACCAGCCCCUGGUUUAACCCCAGGGAGACCCCGUUUGGUGCUACUGCAGGCUGGAAGCUCUCUCACACCUGGUUUAUCCUUCUAAUAUAGUUGUGUGGUUCUAAGAUCCCUACAUGGGCAGAUUCUCAGAUUUAGCACUGUCAGCAUUAGAACCACUGCCAGGCUCUGUGUGCCUUCCCCUCCCCUCUUUUUUCCCCUCCAUUCCCUCCAUCCUGGUGCUAGCCCC
Molecule: messenger RNA, 9892 nt
Organism: Coregonus sp. 'balchen'
Lineage: Eukaryota; Metazoa; Chordata; Actinopteri; Salmoniformes; Salmonidae
Source: the annotation of a GenBank genome assembly